AUGGAGGGCAGUUCUAUACUCCAUGCUUUCACUAACAUUUAUUUUGCCAUUUUUGCUUUAUUUUGCUUCAAGCUUUUAAUUAAGAUCUCCUUGGCUCUGCUGACCCAUUUCUAUAUUGUUAAAGGCAACAGAAAAGAGGCUGCCAGGAUAGCAGAAGAGAUCUAUGGAAUAGUCCCAGGCAGCUGGGCAGACAGGUCGCCGCUACACGAUGCUGCGUUCCAAGGACGCCUCCUGUCUUUGAAAACCUUGAUUGCACAGGGAUUCAACGUGAACCUCGUGACCACCGAUCGGGUUUCGGCUCUCCACGAGGCCUGCCUGGGCGGCCACGUGGCCUGCGCAAAGGUGCUGCUCGAGAACGGCGCUCAAGUCAAUGCAGUCACUGUUGAUGGGAUCACACCUCUGUUUAACGCCUGCUGCAGUGGCAGCGUGGCUUGUGUCAACAUGCUGCUCGAAUUCGGAGCCAAGCCACAGCUCGGGAAUCACCUUGCUUCGCCUAUUCAUGAAGCAGUGAAGAGAGGUCACAGGGAGUGCAUGGAAAUCCUUCUGGCCCAUGAGGUGGACAUCGAUCAAGAAGAUCUGCAGCAUGGGACACUGCUUUAUGUGGCUUGCACAUACCAAAGGACAGACUGUGUCAAGAAGCUUUUAGAGCUAGGAGCCAACGUUAAUGUGGGUAAACGAUUAGACACCCCCCUUCAUGCUGCAGCAAGGAAAUCCAGUGUGGAAGUGGUCGUCUUGCUGACCGACUAUGGUGCCAGCCUGAAAUGCAGAAAUGCUGAUUUCAAAUGUGCACUGGAUCUUGCUGCACCCAACAGCAAAGUGGCACAGGUGCUUUUGCUUCGGGAAGGUCCUGCCAGCCUUGCCCAACUAUGUCGGUUGUCUAUCAGAAAGCAUCUGGGCCGAUCAUGUCUAUAUGCAGUCCACAAGCUGCACCUGCCUGAGCCGCUUGAGAACUUUCUCCUAUAUCGAUAAAUAUGUGAGGAAUAAAUGGUUGUUUACUCCAAAAUUAUUAUAUCAAAAAAAAAAAAAAAAAUCAAAGACAUCAUUUACUGUCUACUGCAUAAAUUGAAGCCAAUGGAAAACACUUUUUCAUAGGCACUGAAUGAUAUUAUGGAUAUAACACCCUCACAAUUUAAUGUAACAUCCACUUAGGACAGAUUGAGAAGUUAUCAUACAUGAACAGAUUGCUUGACAUGUUUUUGUAGAUGCAAUUGCACACAUUCACCCACCCACAGACACACACAAAUGGAUUUCCCCUACAUUUAGUGAUAUCUCAUGAUCCUAUAUUUUCAUGUAAUGUCUGUACAACAGCUUCCUUUUCUUGCCCUCCAGGCUUACCAUCAAAAUCAAGAGAGUAGCUGUUAGUCUUCCCUCAGUGUGAGAAUGAAAAACCUUUGGCACCCAGUUUCAGCUGCAUAUCAUGUAUCGCACACCUUUGGUUCACUUUGGCUUCAAGUCCUGCCACUUCUUUUCUGUGCUCUAGAGCUGUUGCAGUGACUUGCAGUAGGCUCUGGCUUCACAGCCAUCUGGCCCCUUGCCCUGAGUCCAGAUGUCCAUGAAACGAAUGCAUCUUAUCCUCUGCUAAGUGAGUGGUGUUACCAAAGCAGGUGUGGGAUCUUGGGUAAGUUUUCCCCAUGGAUGAGUACGGGUCUUAAAAUUCUCAUCUUUUCUAAAAGAAAAAUUCUCUCUAAGCUGUAACACUUGAGAUCUGGCUAUGUUCAUUAUAUGAAUCAUUUUUCUUAGCUAAAU
This is a messenger RNA of Rhea pennata, 1746 nucleotides long. It is a transcript of the gene ASB11, whose product is annotated as ankyrin repeat and SOCS box containing 11. Bases 1 to 969 code for a protein of 322 amino acids. The transcript has 7 exons. The record is from RefSeq and is a predicted model, not a curated record. NCBI's taxonomy places the organism in Eukaryota, Metazoa, Chordata, Aves, Rheiformes, Rheidae. Gene Ontology annotation, molecular function: protein binding. Gene Ontology annotation, biological process: intracellular signal transduction; protein ubiquitination; positive regulation of protein catabolic process.